AUGCUUCUGUGCCUCACCGUGCUUGAAUUCUGCAGUGUUCCGUCUCUGGCGUCUUUCUUUCGUCAAAGCAAGGCUUUCCCCAAUCAACGCCUGUGUUUGUGGCGUAUCGUAGAAGCAUUGACGGCCGGGUGCUUGCAUACUCAUGCACUGGUACUGGCGUCUGGAGUGGAAAAUACUGGUCUUCAGGCUCAGGGCAGCGUCCAGGGCCGUAACAUACUUGAAGCACAAAGACCAGAUGCCGCUUUGUUGUUUUCUGAGGCUGAUCUCUGCGUCCAUCUUUGGAGGUGCAAUGACCCAACUACGAAGUAUACAAUGAAUUGA
This is a messenger RNA of Fusarium pseudograminearum CS3096, 321 nucleotides long. RefSeq lists its product as uncharacterized. The transcript has 2 exons. The record is from RefSeq and is a predicted model, not a curated record. The coding region runs from base 1 to 321 and encodes 106 amino acids. NCBI's taxonomy places the organism in Eukaryota, Fungi, Ascomycota, Sordariomycetes, Hypocreales, Nectriaceae.